GCUUUAUUCCAAGGCUGGAAAAAUAUACAACGUUCUACAAGACAUCAAACGUGCUCGGGACUUGCGAAAUACAGUGAUCCGUCUCGAGAUUAAAAAUGUGAAGGUAUGCAGCCAACAUUAUUUUGAAACGUUCAUGGUCUGA
Gregarina niphandrodes is the source of this 142-nucleotide messenger RNA. RefSeq lists its product as hypothetical. The annotation marks the transcript as partial. The transcript has a single exon. The record is from RefSeq and is a predicted model, not a curated record. NCBI's taxonomy places the organism in Eukaryota, Apicomplexa, Conoidasida, Eugregarinorida, Gregarinidae.